AUGCUUAGUGCGACCAUUUUGAAACAUCUUGAAAUAAACGAGCACGUGUCCGCAGCCAAGGUCAUCGAGAAAGAUAUAUACGUGGACAAUAUACUUUCAAGCUUCGAGAAAGAGUCAGAUCUACUAACCUACUUCACAGAGUCCCGACGUUUGAUGUCCAGCGCAUGUAUGAACCUCCGUUCAUGGACCUCCAACAGUGAAACACUUAGAUCCCGUGCAAAAAAAGAGAAUGUGCUAGAUACGGAAGAAGUUGUUAAGAUACUUGGAAUGAGAUGGAACCCGGUCAAGGAUGAAAUAUCAUUUGCUGAAAGAAACAUCCCAAUCCUAGAUGUCGUUACGAAGAGAACCAUUCUAAAAUACUCAUCCCAGAUCUAUGGCCCCCUUGGUCUACUUAGCCCCGUGUCCGUCAGUGCAAAGAUCUUACUUCAAGAACUAUGGAAAGCCAAAUAUGACUGGGAUACCGCUUUACCCGAUCAUAUAUGCGAGACCUGGAACCAGCUAGCUAAAUCCCUCAACAGAGCUACAGAUGUGAACUUUUCCCGACAAUUCUUACCCGCAGUGAACAGUGAAACCAGUCUUCAUAUAUUUGUAGAUGCAAGCGUCAAAUCCUACGGAGCAGCAGCCUACAUUUGCGACCAAUCACAAUCUAGACUGGUAAUGGCAAAGAACAGAGUAGCGCCACUAAAGGCAUUAACCCUACCCCAACUUGAACUGAUGGCAGCAUUGAUUGGAGCAAGACUUUCAUCCCACCUACAAAAGUCCAUACCCCCACAGAAAGUGACAUUUUGGUCAGACAGCCAAAUUGUACUCCACUGGCUAACUACAUCCAAAUCAUUGAAACGCUUUGUCCAAAACCGAGUAGACGAAAUCCACCAGCUAACAGAUCAAUCACCAUGGACGUAUUGCCCCACCCAUGAAAACCCAGCAGAUUUACUGACACGUGGUGUAUCAGCAGAUACCUACCUUGACAACCAGUUAUGGAACGCCGGUCCGACAUGGUUACCUCACUCAGAAGAAUGGCCUACUUGGAAAUACGACCAGUCAAUUCUGCAGAAGACAUCCGAAAGUGAAGACACGAGUUCUCAGCAGGCGACAAAUGUGGUAACGUUAAAUUGCACGGAGAUCACGGGCGUUCAUAGAGCCAUCAACAUAGAGAAGUACAGUACUUACCUGAAAUUACUUCGCGUCACCGCUUAUGUACACAGAUUCAUCCGCAACUGCAGAAGACCAAGAGAUGAAAGACUAACCAACAGCUUGUCAGCAACAGAACUAAAAGAGGCAGAAGUUAAAUGGCUGAGAUCGUGUCAAACAACCAACUUUCAAGAUGAAGUAGAAAAUCGACAAUCAAACAGUACCCGUUUACCGCUUGUUAAGCAACUUAUAUUGUACCUGGACCAGCAAGGAUUACUUCGUUGUGGUGGUAGAAUUCAUAACGCCCCCUUGGAGUAUGAUGUCAAAUUUCCCUACCUCUUACCAAAGAAACAUGUACUGACCAAAUUGAUUGUGUUCGAUGUCCACAAGAACCAACUUCAUUCCGGAGUUAACAGCACCAUUACACAGAUCAGACAGAAGUACUGGAUACCAUCCAUCCGCCAGUGUGUAAGAUCGUUACUAAGGACAUGUAUACAGUGUACCAGAGUAACCGGAAGACCCUAUGCAGCACCAGACCCACCUCCCCUCCCCAAAGUCAGAGUAAGCGAAGCCCUACCCUUCAGCGUCACAGGUGUAGAUUUCACUGGCGCAUUAUUUGUAAAGAACGAUACCGGAAGUGAAACGAAAUGCUACAUCUGCCUUUUUACAUGCGCAUCAACAAGAGCCGUCCAUUUGGAAGUUGUACAAGACCUAUCAACCGACUCGUUCCUUCAAGCGUUUCGGAGAUUUGCCAGCCGGAAGUCGUUGCCCAUGGUGAUGAUAUCAGACAAUGCUACGACUUAUAAUGCUGCUGCUAAUCACCUUAAGAAGCUAUUCAACUCCCAAGUCGUACAAGAGGAGCUCAGCAGAAAGGGAACAGAGUGGCGAUUUAUUCCCAAACGUGCACCAUGGUACGGUGGUUUUUGGGAACGUCUCAUAGGACUCACUAAGACGUCUCUAAAGAAGAUCCUCGGAAGACGAUACGUUUUCAUGGAAACGUUGCAGACGAUAGUGACUGAGAUUGAAGCUGUUAUCAACGAUAGACCGCUAACGCACGUAUCAUCAAGCAUCGACGACUUGGAGCCGUUAACGCCGUCACAUCUUCUUUAUGGCCGCAAGAUGACGUCACUUCCGCAUCACACACAUUUACCCGACGAUGAAAUGACGCAAAUUCAAAGUGACCAGACGACACUAACCAAUCGGGCGAAGCAGCAGUCAGACAUCAUCGAACAGUUCUGGAGACGUUGGAAGUCGGAGUACUUAACUGCCUUAAGAGAGUUCCACACAACAACGGGCUCUAACGAGAAACGCAUUCGGGUCGGAGAUGUCGUGCAGAUAUACGAUGAGGGACCACGUAUCCGUUGGAAACUUGCUGUAGUCCUGGAGCUGAUGACCGGAAAUGAUGGUUCAGUCCGUGCCGCGAAGAUAAAGACGAAACGUGGAAUAACAAAUAGACCAAUAGUGAAACUCUAUCCAUUAGAAACAGCCAGUGAUGUUGAAUAG
This is a messenger RNA of Dreissena polymorpha, 2634 nucleotides long. RefSeq lists its product as uncharacterized. Gene Ontology annotation, biological process: DNA integration. Bases 1 to 2634 code for a protein of 877 amino acids. NCBI's taxonomy places the organism in Eukaryota, Metazoa, Mollusca, Bivalvia, Myida, Dreissenidae. The record is from RefSeq and is a predicted model, not a curated record. The transcript has a single exon. Gene Ontology annotation, molecular function: nucleic acid binding.